AGAUCCUCAUUUAGAAAGGCGCUUUCGGGUUGAGCUGCCGGUGGUCCACGAGGUUCUCUGACUUUGCUUCCAAGCGCAUCUGCAAUUCGAAAUGUCGCACCCGUCCCCGAAAACUAAGCCUUCCAACCCCUGUAACCCCAGAGUCUUCUUUGACGUGGACAUCGGAGGGGAGCGAGUUGGUCGAAUUGUCUUAGAAUUGUUUGCAGAUAUUGUACCCAAAACUGCAGAAAAUUUUCGUGCGUUGUGUACAGGAGAAAAAGGCAUUGGACCCACCACUGGGAAAUCUCUCCAUUUCAAAGGAUGCCCUUUCCAUCGAAUUAUUAAGAAAUUUAUGAUUCAGGGUGGAGAUUUCUCAAAUCAAAAUGGGACAGGUGGAGAAAGUAUUUAUGGUGAAAAAUUUGAAGAUGAAAAUUUCUAUUAUAAGCAUGAUCAGGAAGGUUUAUUGAGCAUGGCAAAUGCAGGCUGCAAUACAAAUGGUUCUCAGUUCUUUAUCACAACAGUCCCAACUCCUCACUUGGAUGGGAAACAUGUGGUAUUUGGCCAAGUAAUUAAAGGAAUGGGUGUGGCAAGGAUACUGGAAAAUGUAGAAGUGAAAGGUGAAAAACCUGCCAAAUUGUGCAUUAUUGCAGAAUGCGGAGAAUUGAAGGAAGGGGAUGAUUGUGGGAUAUACCCAAAAGAUGGCUCUGGUGACAGUCAUCCAGACUUCCCUGAGGAUGCAGAUAUAGAUUUAAAAGAUGUAAAUAAAAUUUUACUAAUAGCUGAAGAUGUAAAAAAUAUUGGAAAUACUUUUUUCAAAUCUCAGAACUGGGAAAUGGCCAUUAAAAAAUAUACAAAAGUUUUAAGGUAUGUGGAAGGUUCAAAGGCUGUUAUUGAGCAGGGAGAUAGAUCGAAGCUACAACCUAUAGCUUUAAGCUGCGUGCUGAAUAUUGGUGCUUGUAAACUGAAGAUGUCAAAUUGGCAGGGAGCAAUCGACAGUUGUUUGGAGGCUCUUGAAAUAGACCCAUCCAAUACCAAAGCAUUGUACCGUAGAGCUCAAGGAUGGCAAGGAUUAAAAGACUACGAUCAAGCACUGGCUGAUCUUAAGAAAGCUCAGGAGAUAGCACCAGAAGAUAAAGCUAUCCAGGCAGAGUUGCUGAAAGUCAAACAAAAGAUAAAGGCACAGAAAGAUAAAGAGAAGGCAGCAUAUGCAAAAAUGUUUGCCUAGUAAGAAAUUGUAUUACUUAAAUAUGCAUUGAUUAUUGUAUAAAGGCAGUAAGAAAAUUUAAAGGUUUUUGUCUGUUAUAUAUGGUCCCUGAUGUGUUUCCUUUGAUACUUCAGUUUUCUAUUGUUUACAGUUUAGGAAUACUGAAAAAAAGCUCACUCUUAAUAAAACUGUGUUACAAAAUACAAUGAGGUUUGAUUUUUUUUUUAAAAAUGGCUGUCUGCAUUAAUCACAAAGAGUAAUGGUGUCCAGCUCUAAACUCCUAAAAACACAUCUUGCUGAGUAAACAGAUUAAAGCUUGUUUAUAUACUGUUUCCCUCAAUUCUUUUGGUGUAUUUCUAUGUAGUUGGUUUUGCUGGUGUUUUGUACCUAUGUACAGUAGAUACUUAGGGGUCGGUAAACUUUCUCCAGAAGGCCAGAUAUUUUAGGCUUUGCGAACCAUUACCAUCUGUCACAACUACUCAUUUCUGCAGUUGUAGCCACAGACCAUGUAAACCAUUGGGCAUCACUGUGUUCCAGUAAAGCUAUUCAUGAGAAAAGUAGUGGGCUGGAUGCUAA
Molecule: messenger RNA, 1759 nt
Organism: Enhydra lutris kenyoni (northern sea otter)
Lineage: Eukaryota; Metazoa; Chordata; Mammalia; Carnivora; Mustelidae
Product: peptidylprolyl isomerase D
Exons: 10
Coding region: 92-1204 (370 amino acids)
Biological process (GO): protein folding; protein peptidyl-prolyl isomerization
Molecular function (GO): protein binding; peptidyl-prolyl cis-trans isomerase activity
Source: RefSeq, a predicted model, not a curated record